AUGGCUAAUCAUCACGAAGAAGCGCGCGACGCCAAGAAUUGUGACCACAUGGAGUUGUGGAAGCAGAGGCUGUUGGCAGAAGAAGAUGGAGUGCUGGCACCGGGCGGGCCUGCUGCGCUUGGUCCCGGUGGUACCUUGGCUCAUCCCGAGGUCUCCAGGAUGCGCCACGACUCUCCUCUACUCCAACAACAUUAUACCUUCUCGAUGCAUCCUGCUGCCGUCACUGCUUGGAUUUCGGAGCUCACCUCUCCUCCUCCGGCCCUGACUCCCUCCCACAAGCACGCGAGAGCUUACCUUUGCGAGAGUGUAUCACCGCGCAAGACUCGCCGUCUCACACUGGAUGAAAAGAUGUCUACUAGCCACACCAAUCCUGUGCCGUCACCGCACAACGAAGAUUCCGACAGUCGCAACGUCUUGGAGGAAAAUGUCACACGAACGCCAUCACCCCUCAAACGCCGAUUGCCUAUCGACAUGUACUCUCCCGAUGCAGACCCCGUGGACGAGCUCGAUGAGCCUACGCCCCGGCGAUCCAACACAAACAACGUACAACCUGUCCGCAAGCUCUCGUACAGAGAGACUCUUGACGCUAUCACAGAUGAUCUCCACGGUCAUGGCUCCGGGAAUAACUUCAAGUCUCGAUUUGUUUUGCGACCAAGCACGCAGUCACAGUCGGCGUCAACAUCUUCUGCCCGCUCAAGAAGCCCGAGAAAGGUCACUUCGUUGCGGCACGUAGGGAGCGGCGUCACGUACACAGGUCUGGCUGCCACAACGGAUCUCCAAGAGAUGCAACUGGGAACUGCAGGGUUUGCUCUCCUCCAAACUUUGUACGACGCAAUCGAGGGCCCUGUGUUCGCUGCGAGCUUGCAAGAACACUUGGGCAAGGCGAGCAUUGGGAGAAUCAGGCCCUCCCAGCUAGAUCACAAUGACGACCGUCCAAUAGAGGAGCUUCUGCGCGAGCUGCACAUUGUGCAGACUAUCUAUGCGCUGUCAAAUCGCUGUGUGGAGAACCGGGACCACGAGAGCGAGUGGAACAAUCGCGUUCACACUAAAGUCUUAGAGCUGGCUUUAGGUAACGACGAGGCAAGUGUUGGGUUUCGAAGCGUAACAUCUGCAAAAAUUACAGCUGACUUCCGACCGACACAUUGCCCUGCUCUUACCACCGCCAAGAUAGUUGACUACGUGAUUUUCCUUGAACUCUCACACCCUGCUCGCGAUGCCGUAUUGCCUCUUGUCGACAUGCCAUCACAGUCUAUUAACCACGUGAGCUAUGAUGGCCUGCGAACUCGACCUAUAGCUGUAUCCAUCGAGACUAAAACUGAGAGCCGUACUCAAGAGGAAGCGAAAGUGCAGUUAGGUGUGUGGUUGGCGGCGCAAGUGGCCCGCAUCGAGAAGCUAAUGCAGGAGACUGUUCUGCUGAAAGCGAACAAACAUGAAGCAGCGAGGCAAGCAGGACUGGAAGAUAUUAGACACAGGCAGAAACGUCCCAUGCAUACGCAACCACAGACGCAGGAUCUGGCCCAGCCUUGUACCAUCAACAAUGUUAACCCCGAUCCCAAACACCUCAUCUCUCAAAUCGUGUUUCCCCUCCUUUCCGUCCAGUCUGAUGUAUGGUAUCUCUUCUUUGGACGGGUGUCCACUCCUCCUGGAAUAGCUGAUAAUUCAGACAUCCGGAAACCUGCCUCGCCCAUCCAGAUCUUCUUUUCUGUUGCUCUUGGAAGCACAGCAAAUAUAACGCAGACAUAUCGACUGGUGAAGAGCCUAAAAGCACUAAGGGCGUGGAUUGAUGAAGAUUUUCGGAAAUGGUGGGAUGAAGUUCUAGAUGUCGACGGGGAUGGUACAGAGGAGAGGGAGGCCAGAAUGAACUAA
This is a messenger RNA of Plenodomus lingam JN3, 1866 nucleotides long. Lineage: Eukaryota; Fungi; Ascomycota; Dothideomycetes; Pleosporales; Leptosphaeriaceae. The record is from RefSeq and is a predicted model, not a curated record.